AUGGGCAAGUUUAAUGUUUUUCUCUUGGCUGGCUUGGCCGCCAAGUUGGUAGCGGCCAAGGACGUCUAUCUUGAUUGGAACGUCACCUGGGUCAAUGCCUCCCCCGACGGAUUCGAGCGACCUGUGAUCGGUAUCAACAACCAAUGGCCCUGCCCCCAGGUUGAUGUGGAACUCGGAGACCAAGUAAUUGUCGAUGUUUACAACGGGCUGGGCAAUCAGUCCACCGGCAUCCACUGGCAUGGCUUCCGCCAAUAUGGUACCGGCAUCAUGGACGGCAGUACCUCCGUCACCCAAUGCCCUAUUCCUCCCGGACAGCACAUGCAGUAUCGCUUCGACGUUAACCAAACUGGAACUUACUGGUAUCACUCGCACAACAUGGGCCAGUAUCCUGAUGGGUUCCGCGGGGCAUUUAUUGUCCAUGACCCGAAACCACCAUUCCAAUUCGACGAGGAGAUCACUUUGACUAUGAGCGACUGGUACCAUGAGCAGAUGCCUAACCUGCUCAACCAAUACCAGUCCGUGGAAAAUGCCAAAGCUGGUGGAUUCGAACCGAUUCCUGACUCUGCGCUUAUCAACGAUUCUUCCAACACUAAGAUCAAGGUUGUGCCUGGCAAGACAUAUCUUGUUCACAUCAUUUGUCUUGGAAACUGGCCUGGUCAUGCUUGGGUCAUCGAUGGCCACGAGAUGACCGUUGUUGAGGUUGAUGGUGUAUAUGUUGAUCCUUAUCCUACUGGCGAUAAAAUGCUGCGCGUCGCUCCUGGCCAGCGCAUGGGUGUCCUCAUUCAUACCAAGCCAGAUGCCAGCCAAAACUUCGCUAUUUGGGAUACCAUGGACAUCAACAUGAUGUUCUUCUAUGAGAACCGUCCUAUUCCGCCUGGCUACAACCCUAAUGCCACUGCUUGGCUUGUGUACGAUGAGGCUAAGCCUUUGCCUCCCCCCCCCGGAUAUUCACCGGAGCGAAUCAUGCAACCUAUGCACCACCAAAUCAUAUUGAAUACCGGCGAUACCGUGAUUGAUGGCGUGAAGCGCUUCACCAUCAAUAACAAAACCUAUAUCCCCCAGGACGUCCCUACUCUAUACACGGCCAACACCAUUGGAUCGAAUCUCUCAUCUAAUCCUGAAGUGUAUGGACAAGUCAACCCGUUCGUCGUGCAGUAUGGUGAGAUUGUGGAAAUUGUCAUCAACAACCACCAUAACAAUCUGCACCCGUGGCAUUUGCAUGGCCAUCAGUUCCAGGUCGUGCAGCGCUCUGAUGUUAAUGGUGGUUUCUUUACUGGCGCCUACUGGCAAAACAUUUCCCACACCCCCGUUCGUCGUGAUACCAUUAUGGUACAGAACAAUGGCCACGCAGUGAUCCGCUUCCGCGCAGACAACCCUGGUGUGUGGCUUCUACACUGCCAUGUUGAAUGGCAUGUCGAGGCUGGUCUGACUGCCACUAUCAUUGAAGCCCCCGAGACAUUCCCCCAGUCCCAGAAAGCGCCCCCCAAGAGCCACUACGACGUCUGUGCUGCCUACCCUGACCCUAGCAAUGGAAACGCAGCUGGAAAGCAUGGUCUUGAUCUUGCUGGUGCUCAUACAAAGGUCACUCCCGGUGACAAUGGUGCUAUGUACCCAGACGGUGCGAAGCCCGUCCCGGUAUUGUCAUCUGCCGCCCCUCCUGUGGCUGAGUCCAGCACUGUUCCUCCUCCAGCUCCUCCCGCAGAAACCAGUACUGCUCCUCCGCCCCCGCCCCCAGCUCCUGAGCCUACUCACCCCCACGGCUCCCCUCCCUUCCAGCCAUCUGCACCCCAAGCUCCAGCCCCCAAGCCUACUGCCGAGCAGCCUGCGCCCAAACCAGCUCCUGCCAAGCCGGCGGCUCAGCAGCCAGCUCCCCAGCAACAGCCCGCCCCUCAGCAACAGCCCGCUCCAGCUCAGGCCCAGCCCAUUCCUGUUGCCGAGCCAGUCCCUGUUGCUGAGUACUAUCCUGAGCCUGAGCACUAUCCUGAGCCUGAGUACUAUCCUGAGCCUGAAGAACAGAACGAGCCUAUCUACGCUUCCGAGACUGAUGACUCGGGACCAUGGCCACAGCCUGGCACCGACCAUGCCCACGGACAGAUUGGUGAUGGAUCGGACGGUGUGCCGCCACCCUAUGGCGACACACAGGAUACCAAGGGUGAUUGGCCCAAUCCGCACACCGACCAGUCUACUGGUCAAGUGCCUGAUGGUCCUGACGGUAAGCCUAUUGUGGCGCAUACUGAGGAUACCAAGGGUCCCUGGCCCAACCCCCACACCAACAAUGGCUAUAUUGAGGAGGGCGGCCACAAGAUCAAGAUUCCUGAGGAUACCUACCCCGACCUUCCUAAGGAUUACCAGUACUGGGGCCAGUAUGAGCGAGAGCAGUAG
Messenger RNA from Penicillium waksmanii, 2382 nucleotides. RefSeq names its product multicopper oxidase abr1 (gene abr1). Gene Ontology annotation, biological process: reductive iron assimilation; cellular response to iron ion starvation. Lineage: Eukaryota; Fungi; Ascomycota; Eurotiomycetes; Eurotiales; Aspergillaceae. The transcript has 3 exons. Gene Ontology annotation, cellular component: high-affinity iron permease complex. The record is from RefSeq and is a predicted model, not a curated record. Gene Ontology annotation, molecular function: copper ion binding; ferroxidase activity. Bases 1 to 2382 code for a protein of 793 amino acids.